CAACGCCCCUCACUCCGGUGAUGGCCAUCUUUGCAGAGCUGGUCCUGGCACUCCUCACCCUGAGGAUCUUCCUGAGUCCCCAGGGAGUAUGGGCCACCAAGGCUGACCACAUGGGCUCCUAUGGACCGGCCUUCUACCAGUCUUACGAUGCUUCUGGACAGUUCACACACGAGUUUGAUGGGGAACAAAUUUUCUCUGUGGAUCUGAAGAACGGGGAGGUGGUGUGGCGUCUGCCUGAGUUCGGGGACUUCCCACACUCGGACUUUCAGAGUGGGCUGGCCAGCAUCGCCAUGCUCGGGGCUCACCUGGACGUCUUGGUGGAACGCUCCAACCGAACCAGAGCCAUCAGUGUGCCUCCCAAGGUGACCGUACUCCCCAAGUCUCGUGUGGAGCUGGGAAAGCCCAACGUCCUCAUCUGCAUCGUGGACGAUUUCUUCCCCCCUGUGAUCCACGUCACCUGGUUGCGCAACAGCCAGCCCAUCACUAAGGGCGUGGCCCAGACCAGCUUCUACACCCAGCCGAACCACAGGUUCCGGAAGUUCCACUACCUGACCUUCGUGCCCUCGGCCGAGGACGUGUACGACUGCAGGGUGGAGCACUGGGGCCUGGACGGCCCGCUCCUCCAGCACUGGGAGCCCCAGGUGCUUACUCCUCCACCGGACACCGUGGAGACCCUGGUCUGUGGUCUGGGUCUGGCUCUCGGCCUUAUGGGCUUCCUCCUGGGCACCGUGCUCAUCAUCACACGCAGGCGCCUGCCCAGCGCCCGGAGGGCAGAGGCUGCCUUCAUCCUGCCCACUGCAGCGCCAGCCAUCCCUGCCUUCUGCUUACACAGCUUACACACUUACACCACUUACACAGCUGGGCUCUGA
Messenger RNA from Acomys russatus (golden spiny mouse), 869 nucleotides. Its product is annotated as HLA class II histocompatibility antigen, DO alpha chain. Gene Ontology annotation, molecular function: MHC class II protein complex binding. The record is from RefSeq and is a predicted model, not a curated record. Gene Ontology annotation, biological process: immunoglobulin production involved in immunoglobulin-mediated immune response; immune response; positive regulation of T cell activation. The coding region runs from base 21 to 869 and encodes 282 amino acids. Lineage: Eukaryota; Metazoa; Chordata; Mammalia; Rodentia; Muridae. Gene Ontology annotation, cellular component: MHC class II protein complex; membrane. The transcript has 5 exons.